UGUGCUCAUGUUUGGCUCGCAGAGACAGUCAGAGAGGAAUCCUUAGGGAAGGGACACAAAUCACUUCAGUUUUAACCAGAGGGGCGACUCGGAAUCUGCAGCGAUCAGGGACUCCCCCUCUCGGCUUUAUCGCUUCUUUAUCAUUUCAUUUUCCUGCUUUUCUGACAGAGAAACGUCUGUGCUGGGAACAAAAAAAAUCUGAGGAAGAAAGGAAAGCGAAGACGAGAAAACUUCUUGAGGGAUGAUGACAUCUGAUAUCAGCGCGGACUGUACGCUGUGUUUGACGCCCCCAGUUUUCUGAGCACGAGAGAAACUCGCGCCGGCUCACGGCUCCAUCCACUGUUUGGCUUCCGUUUGCAGUUUCUUCGAAAAUCUUCGACUGCCGUCUUGGUGACACUUGGAUUUGGACCUCGCUGUUCGCGUACUUGUUGCCUUGUUUGGUGCCGUUUAGAUUCGGUCCACUUUCUCUCUUUCUCUCUCUGUUUCUAUCUGUCUCUCGGCCCACGCGGUAACCCGGGACACCCGAGAGCACGCGCGCACUGACUGGGGCACGUGCGUGUGUGUGUGCGUGCCCGGGCGCGUGCGUGUGUGUGUGCGCUUGAGGGAGAGAGCGCGCUUUCAUGUUCGCCGUUCAGGAGAGCGUGCAGCGGAGCGCGAGCGCGUUGAAAGAGGAGCCGCUCGGGAUGAACGCGGCGGCGGUGAGGUCGUGGAUGCAGGGAGCCGGAGUGCUGGACGCGAGCACCGCCGCGCAGAGUGGGCUCGCUCUGGCUCGCGCGCACUUUGAGAAGCAGCCGCCUUCCAACCUGCGCAAAUCCAACUUCUUCCACUUCGUUCUUGCGCUUUAUGACCGGCAGGGUCAGCCGGUGGAAAUCGAGAGGACCUCGUUCGUUGACUUCGUGGAGAAAGAAAAGGAGACCACCGGAGAAAAGACCAACAAUGGAAUACAUUACAGGCUGCAGCUCCUCUACAGUAACGGCAUUAGGACAGAGCAGGACUUCUACGUGCGUCUCAUCGACUCCAUGACUAAACAGGCUAUCAUCUAUGAAGGUCAAGACAAGAACCCUGAAAUGUGUCGUGUGCUACUGACUCAUGAAAUCAUGUGCAGUCGGUGUUGUGACAAAAAAAGCUGCGGGAACCGAAAUGAGACCCCAUCGGACCCCGUCAUUAUCGACAGGUUCUUCCUUAAGUUUUUCCUGAAAUGCAACCAGAAUUGUCUCAAGAAUGCGGGGAACCCGCGGGACAUGCGACGCUUUCAGGUUGUAGUGUCCACCACAGUGAGUGUAGAAGGACACGUUCUUGCCGUUUCAGACAACAUGUUUGUGCACAACAACUCAAAACACGGGCGGAGAGCACGGAGGCUGGACCCUUCAGAGGGAACGCAGUCAUAUCUGGAGCAUGCAGCAGCACCUUGCAUCAAAGCCAUCAGCCCCAGCGAAGGAUGGACAACAGGGGGCGCUACAGUGAUAAUCAUUGGGGACAACUUCUUCGAUGGGCUGCAGGUCAUCUUUGGCACCAUGCUGGUCUGGAGUGAGCUCAUCACACCUCAUGCCAUUCGGGUUCAGACCCCUCCUCGACACAUCCCAGGGGUUGUGGAGGUGACGUUGUCAUACAAAUCCAAACAGUUCUGCAAAGGCACGCCUGGCAGGUUCAUCUAUACAGCCCUGAAUGAGCCCACCAUCGACUACGGUUUCCAGCGGUUACAGAAGGUUAUUCCUCGGCAUCCUGGAGACCCAGAGCGCUUGCCAAAGGAGGUGAUUUUGAAGAGAGCAGCAGAUUUGGUAGAAGCGUUGUACGGGAUGCCUCAUAACAACCAGGAGAUCAUUCUGAAGCGUGCAGCUGACAUAGCAGAGGCACUCUACAAUGUACCGCGGAACCACAAUCAGCUGACCAGCCUGACCAACAGCUCUGUCCAUGCUGGCAUGAUGGGAGUUAACUCUUUCACUGGACAGCUUGCCGUUAAUGUAUCUAAUGAGUCUUCACAAGGAGGAAAUCAGGGCUUCAGUCGGAACACGAGCAGUGUGUCUCCUCACAGUUACGUGCCCAGCUCCACACCGCAGCAGAGCAGCUACAGCACAGUGGCCACCAGCAUGAACGGCUAUGGCAACACGGCCAUGACCAACCUGACCGGCUCACCCAGCUUCCUCAACGGCUCUGCUGCCAACUCCCCCUAUGCCAUCGUUCCCUCCAGCCCCACCAUGGCGUCCUCCACCAGCCUGCCCUCCAACUGCAGCAGCUCCUCUGGAAUCUUCUCCUUCUCUCCAGCUAACAUGGUAUCGGCAGUAAAGCAGAAGAGUGCUUUCGCUCCUGUAGUCCGGCCUCAGACCUCCCCCCCACCCACCUGCACCAGCACCAAUGGCAACGGCCUACAAGAUCAGUCUUUUGUGGACUCUAACAAGUACUCAACUGCCAGCGCACUCCAGGGCCUGGCCUUCUCCUGAAUGAUCCCUGGAAUGAUUGUUCCUCCUAUGUAGUGUGUAUGUGGCUGUGUGUGUCUGUCCCUGGCUGUGUACAGAAGACUCCGGUCGUGGACUGACCCCUGCAGUCCGUCUCUGAAGGAUCACAACUUUAAACUCAGGCCCUUUUUUAAAGCGUAAUCACCUUUGAAGUGAAGCGUUAUAAGAGGGAAAAAAUAACCUGGACUAUUGUAUCAAGCUGUUUUGAUGUUUUGAUGAUUUGUACUCACCUUGUAGACACUUUUUAAAAUGAAGGGGGGGGCAAUGCCACAGAUGGUUCUUAUUCGCCCCGGUCACACUAGUGCAACAGAGUUCUAUUUAUUUAGAAAUGUUUGGAUUUUUUUUUUUUGUUGGUUUGCCAUCAUACCUGUGUGUUUUUGUGGAAAAACAAAUCUUAUACCCUUUUAUGAAAUGUAAAAUACACAAAGGACACAAGCUGCAGUGUUUUCUAUGAAUGAUUUUAUAUACUAAAUGAAGGAUUAUUGAGGAUAUAUAAUAAGACCAGAACUGAUCAUUCUCACAAAGCCAAAUUAGUCCGAUUGUUUAAUUUGUUAGUAGCGCUUCAAAUCCCUUCGUAAUCUCAAUUCGGCAAAAGCCGACUAAAUGCAGUCUUGUCAUGGUCCAAACGUUUCACUAUUGCCAAAACUAGAACCUCCACUAAAGUCACGCCAUGCCAUCUUCAGUUUAACUGCCAAAACUGCGUGUUUAAUAAGAUCCUUGGAUGACACAUUUUCUUUUCACAUGAAAGGAAGUAAGAAGCCAACAUCAACAUUGUUGCCACCACUGAAGGAGUUUUUAUGAAGGAUUUGUGUUUUCAUGGUGUUGCCAUUUCAGAUUCAGAGAUGUUUGUUUGUUUAUUUUACAUGUUUUCAUAUUUAAUUUUUUAAGCAAAGAAGCUGUGAUCACACUUAGUUUUGCUUUCAGUCUAUCCCUAAUGAUUUGAAAGUGAGGAACGAAGGAUAUAGUAAAAGGGGAUUCCACUUUUGCAAAAUUCCUGCAUGAUUGAAAUGGUAAACAUAAACUUUCAGAGAGGUCUGAUGUGAGAUUCUCCAUUCCCGAGAAUUCUGAAUCAGAGUGGUGCACAUUGGUGGUGAUAGGAACCACAUUACAUGAAGUCAUUACAUGAAAUUGUUGAAAACAUUUUGUCUGAAGCCUAAAAUGUAUUUUUUUUCCCAUUCAUGACUUGAGAUUGUAAGACAUUGUAAGGCAUAAUAUUAUUAAAAAUGUAUUUUCUGCCUAUUUUACCAUGAUCACUAGCGCAUUAGUUGUUUUAGUAUACAAAAAAGCUUAUAUUUGCAUUGUAGACUCUGCACCCUCUGGUUCCUAUCUCCUAUGACCACUCUGAAUGAUUUUGUUCAAAUGUUUAAUUAUGCAGAAAUGUUGAAAAAUUGUUAAAAUGCCCCUUUAAUUAAGCAAUUAUCAGGCUGAUGGUGAGUCCGCACUGCUCUCUGGGUCAUGCAGGAGUUUACUCGAUCAGGCUGAUACUAGAUCAGAGUUUAGCGGUCUAUAUUGUUGGGCCGUGGACCUCAGAGUCAGCACUGUGAAAGUUACACAACCCCUCGUUUGAAUUGUAGGAUUUCUGAAUGAUUUCUUGUCCUUUUUGGUUUCUGAAAUGUGUGUUUUGUACAGAGUGAUACGUAUGCAAUUUUUUUGUAAAUUCUUUUAUUUUGCCAAAGUUAUUAUUUGAAAAAUAUUUAUACAUCAGAAAGAAGUCUUAAGGCAGCUUUAUAUGAUUUAGUCUCACUGAUAUCGUGUUUACGGCAUACGCAACAGAUCUCAUCCCACUUAGCUAGGAGAUUUUGCUGAUCAGAAAAAGGGAUAUAUGUAAAAUAUCCAUAUAGCAUAUGUAUGUAUCGCUUAAAGUUUGUACAUUGCUUCUAUCUGCGGCUCUCCAUUCAUGUUUGUGUGUUGUUGUAAUGUGCAGAUCUGUUUUUUUCUUUCAUUUUUUUUGUCCUUAAAUGUGAUGUUUCGAAUUUGCUUACUUCAGUUUUGUGUUUAGACUCACGCCCACAUUGUUAUUUCCAUCCUGCAAGAAGCCAAUGGUUUAUUUUUAUACCAUUUGUAAGUUAAUGAAAUGUUGUCUUACCAGUUUUUUGUUGGGUUUUUGUAUCACAUGGCAAAAAGUGUGAAAUAUGAGAUACAUCAGUUCAGUGGCCCCUUUACACCUAAAUAUUAUAUAUUUUUAUUUUUUUUUUGCUUUUGUUUUUUUAUGGGACAUCUCAGAGAUAUUGUUUUAUGCACAGUAUGUACAAUAUCUCAUGCAUCUUAAUCCUUAAUGUUCCCACAACUUCAGGUUUUCUCAUGCCCACCAGCAGUUAUAAUGCCUUAACAAUGCAGAGUCACAUAAAUGUGUAGAUUUAACCACCAGUGCUUUGCUGUCGACUUCGCUGGGUAGUUUAUAAAGACGUGAUCAUUGCUGAUUGUUUGGAACAGCACAAAAAUCCACAAAAAUCUGUGUUACUGAAAAGUCUUAAAGUUCCCCAAUUGUCAUGAUUUCACUCAGAAUGCUCUCUAAAUGAUCCCCUUCUCAAAGGAGGCUGUGCUUUUACAGUGAACUAUCUUUUUUUUUUAACUUUAUUAAAUAAAGUUUCUAAGUCAUAACGUUGCUUACUCACUGAGGAGGUGGUCGCCUUAUCAAUUUACAUAGAAAAUCCUAAUUAGCAGGAAAUGUUAUUCGUCUCUUUUUCCCGUUUGUUCCCAUUACUUGUCUUAGACUGGACACUAGGUGGGCAGUUAUAUAUUGCUGGGGAGGGAAAUAAUAUAAAAAUGAAAACUACUGUAAAGAUUAUCAUUUUCUAAUUAACUUUGAACUGUAAAAUAACUUUUCAACUUUCACAAUAUUUAAUUAAAGUUUCUUCUUGUCUGUG
Molecule: messenger RNA, 5320 nt
Organism: Pygocentrus nattereri (red-bellied piranha)
Lineage: Eukaryota; Metazoa; Chordata; Actinopteri; Characiformes; Serrasalmidae
Gene: ebf1b
Product: EBF transcription factor 1b
Exons: 17
Coding region: 621-2438 (605 amino acids)
Biological process (GO): regulation of transcription by RNA polymerase II
Molecular function (GO): DNA-binding transcription factor activity, RNA polymerase II-specific; RNA polymerase II cis-regulatory region sequence-specific DNA binding
Source: RefSeq, a predicted model, not a curated record